Messenger RNA from Pristis pectinata (smalltooth sawfish), 4391 nucleotides. RefSeq names its product F-box protein 38 (gene fbxo38). Gene Ontology annotation, biological process: SCF-dependent proteasomal ubiquitin-dependent protein catabolic process; protein K48-linked ubiquitination. NCBI's taxonomy places the organism in Eukaryota, Metazoa, Chordata, Chondrichthyes, Rhinopristiformes, Pristidae. The record is from RefSeq and is a predicted model, not a curated record. The coding region runs from base 141 to 3716 and encodes 1191 amino acids. Gene Ontology annotation, cellular component: nucleus; cytoplasm. Gene Ontology annotation, molecular function: protein binding. The transcript is spliced from 22 exons.
GGCGAGCAUGCGCAGUGGCGGCCGGCGGACAGUGGGGAAGGUGACGGAUGUUGAAGUCGCCGGGCUCGGGCUCCCAGAGCGGCGGCUCCUUGGACCAGUGACUUUAUAAAGGAGCAUACUUGAAGAGGUACUAGCUGAAGAUGGGACCUCGACGAAAAAUUAUCAAAACAUGUUCAAAUUUGAAUAAAGUAGGAGAAGUUGUGAAGGAAGAUGAGCCAAGGGAUUAUAUGAAUCAUUUCUCGCAUGAAGUGCUGUGUCAUAUAUUCAGGUAUCUUCCCCUAAAAGAUAUCAUGUGUAUGGAAUGCUUGUCCCGGAAGUUGAAGGAGGCUGUUACAGUAUACAUGCGAGUAGUGAAGGUUGUUGAUUUGUGUGCUGGGUGCUGGUGGGAGUACAUGCCAUCAGGAUUCAUCGAUGCCAGUUUUUUAACAUUGUUAAAGAAAAUGCCUGAUUUAGAACAACUGUAUGGGUUGCAUCCUCGACAUUUAGAACGGCGGCGAGUAAGAGGGCACGAUGCAUUCAGCAUUCCAGGUGUUCUUGAAGCUUUACAGGCCUGUCCUAAUCUAUUAGGUGUAGAAACUUCCCAUUUAGAAUUAGUUGAAGCCAUCUGGAAUUACAUGCCACAGGUCCACAUCUUGGGAAAAUUUCGAAAUCGUAAUGGUGCUUUCCCAGUCCCUCCAGAAAAUAAAUUAACAAUUCCAGUAGGAGUGAAGAUACAAACUCUUCAUCUAGUUGGAGUAAAUGUUCCAGAAAUUCCUUGUAUCCCAAUGUUGAGAAACCUGUAUUUGCAGUGGGUGCGACUAAUCAAACCUCAGCCUUUCAAAGACUUUCUCUGUGUCAGUUUACGCACUUUUGUUAUGAGGAAUUGUGCAGGUCCCACGAAUUCCUUAAAGUAUGUUCCACUGGUGACUGGGUUAGCUUCAGCCAGGAACUUGGAACAUCUGGAACUGGUUCGCGUACCUUUUCUUGGAGGAUUGAUUCAACAUGUAGUUGAGGACAGCUCAAGAUCAGGUGGUUUCAGAAAUCUGCAUACUAUUGUAUUUGGAGCAUGCAAAAAUGCACUUGAAGUGGACCUUGGCUACCUCAUUAUUACUGCUGCACGUAGGUUACACGAAGUUCGCAUUCAACCUUCACUAACCAAAGAUGGUGUUUUCUCAGCACUAAAGAUGGCAGAGCUGGAAUUUCCCCAGUUUGAAACUCUACACCUUGGAUAUGUUGAUGAAUUUUUAUUGCAGUGUAAAAUGAACAAUGCCGAAUUAGUGAAGCACGGUUUGGCAGAUGUGGUAGAAAAUCCUGGUAUCAUUACAGAUAUUGGGAUGAAAGCAGUAAAUGAAGUAUUUCCAUGCAUCAAAUAUUUACUUAUUUAUAACUGUCCACAUCUCCACAAUGCACACAACUGGAUAACAGAUCAUUCAAGGUGGAGUCGCUUAGUGGAUCUUACACUUGUUCGUUGCCAUGCCAUUAAAUUGGAAUCAUUCAGUCAAUUUGUAGAAAUGUUACCAAGUUUGGAGUUUAUUUCAUUGGAUCAAAUGUUCCGGGAACCUCCAAAGGGCUGUGCUCGUGUAGGGUUGAGUGCUGGCACAGGAAUCGGUGUUUCUUCUGCUCUUGUUAGCAAUCAAAACUCCAACAAUGAUGAAAACCACCAAAAUAAUCAUGCUAAUAUCAAUAACAACAAUAAUGAGGAAAAUGAUGCCCAACAAGAGAGAGUAGCAGCCGACCUCCCGAACCCAGUGAAUGAACACGGACUUCAGGAGGCAGUAGAGGAUAGCAGGCCAGAUGGUGCUGAUUGUAAUUCUAACCAGAAUGGUGAACAGUCUGUGACUUCCAUGGAUGUUGAUGAAGAGCAAGCAGGACCAAGUGGACUGCAGCCAACUGUCAAAGUAAAUCCAGUAAUUGUACAUGAUUCAGAUAGUGAAGAUGACGAUGAAUAUAAUAUAGAUACUUCUGGGAAUUGGAAUGGACGUGAUGAUGGGGAUAAUUUUUCAGAUGAGGGGAGAAAAAGUGCACAUGUACUUUGUGAAGGAACUGGCAUUUGUGGUAAAGGCAAGGCCCCAUUACGGAAAAAAAGCCCAGUUAAUCAGUCCGGUUUGCCAAGACCAUCCCUAGUGGAUGAAAGCAGUUGCGAGAAAAGCUGUCAAGUGACCAGUGAACAAAUAAAAGCUGAUAUGAAAGCAGCCAGUGAUAUCCCAGAGAGGAAUAAAGGCAAAGAUGUUUCUUCCACAACUGGAAUUUGUUCUAGUCCAUCAGAAGCUGCCAACUCAAACAUUGUUACAUCUUCUCAGAGUAUGGAAUCUAAGGGGACAGACACUAUGAAUGGAGGCUGCAGACAUUAUAAUGCAACAUAUUCAUCACAAUUUGAUAGUGGAAUUCAUACCUGUUCAUGUUCUACACGUAGUAUUGGAGAUUCAUCUAAUAGCAAUGAGCAAAACUCAAGGAAUGGCUCGGUUCCUACUUGCUGCAUGUGCAGCACAACUCAGGUAAAUGAAAGGAGGACAUGUGGAUGCUCAGAGCCUGAAGAACCUUCCACAAGUAGGGCAUCUUCUGAGAAUUGUGACUUAAAGGGACGCUGUAAAACAGCUUCAACUGCAUCAGAAUCUUCACAGAGGAAAUCUUCAGUUUGCACCCAAGAACAACAGAAUAUUGAUAAUGGGAGGACUAAUGGUGAGUGUGGUGUUGCCAGAGACACAGAGAAUAUGAAUCAUCAUCCCAUGUGCUCCAAAGGAGCCCAGCAUGAAGACUAUCCACGUAGACCUGUGACAAGAUCGAGCAGCAAAUUUAGCCAGAUUCCAUUGAUCGCAGAGCCAGAUAUUUCUAAACCUAAGCCCAGGCAAACUGUCAAACGGAAACGAACUGCAGAUAAAUCCACAAGCACCAGUGAUCCCGUCAUUGAGGAUGAUCAUGUUCAGGUUCUUAAUCUGAAAUCCAAAAAUUUGGUUGGGAUUACACUUACUAAUUGCGGAAUUACAGAUUUACUGCUCAGAGAUUGUCCCAAGAUGAUGUUUAUCCAUGCUACGCGAUGCAGGGUACUGAAACAUUUAAAGGUGGAGAAUGCACCAAUUGUAAACAGAUUUGACUACGUGCAGUGUCGGAAGCUCAAUAUUGAACAAGUUCUUGACCAGAUUUUACGAAUGCCUCCAGAAAGGAACCGUAUCAUUUAUCUCCGGCCAAUGCAACAGAUCGAUACUUUAAAACUGGAAAGGAACAUAUUUAGUGGACCAUAUCCUUAUCACAUUUGUAUUAUUCAUGAGUUUAGCAACCCACCAAAUGUGCGAAACAAGGUUCGCAUUCGUAGUUGGAUGGACACAAUAGCAAAUAUUAAUCAGGAAUUGAUCAAGUAUGAGUUCUUUCCAGAAGCCACUCGGACUGAAGAUGAUGUAAAGAAAUAUCCGAAGUACCCAUGGGGGAGGGAUAUCUACACGUUAGAGGGAACAGUAGAUGGAGCCCCUUACUUUAUGAUCACUGAUUUCCCAUGGCUUCGUUCACUGCGUACUGCAGAACCAAACAGCUAUGCAAGAUAUGACUUUGAAGAUGAUGAAAGAACUACAAUCUAUGCUCCACGGAGAAAAGGACAACUGUCAGCUGACAUUUGUAUGGAAACAAUUGGUGAGGUGAUCUCUGAACGUCGGCAGAUGAGAAGUGGUGUGUUUCCACGAGUUGUAGCUAUUUUCAUACAUUACUGUGAUGUCAGUGGAGAGCCCGUUCAUGAUGAUUAUAUCUGACUAUGCCUUCCUUGCACAUGACUGUUGAAAGGCCAGAGACGACAGCCUGCAAGAUUUGAAUUAUCAGCACUGUGUAGCUGCACUAUAUCCCAAAUACUUUUGGAAGAAAUUAUAUAAUUGUGUAUAUAAAAAAAAAAUUUGUGUACAAAUGGUUUCUGUAUAGAGAUGCUCUUAAAAGAAUUAGCUUCCUGAAGCAGUAUCAUUUCAUAUGUUUAUACAAUUGAAUUCAUUUAAUGUUAUUGAUAGGGAAUAUAAAUAGAAUUUAAAAAGAAGCUAUUUAUAUCCCCAACUUAUACAAUUACUAAGAUGAACAUUUUUGAUAUUUUGUUACAAAACAGGUGCAAAUGUUUAAAAAAAAAUUUAACCAACGCCAUAUUCUUUGGCAUAUUUCAUAGCCCAGUAAAGAAGUGACUUAACUCAAUGAAUUUUCUUUGGUACUAUGUGCCUUUUCCCCUUAAAUUACACUUUUGAAUGUGUUAAUGAAGAAAAGAGGAAAAACAAGAACUUUGUGUGGAUUUCCUUUUAUACUAUAUAUAUACAUAUAUAUCUAAUUUGAACAUUAUAUUCAUGCCUUGUUAUGAGGCAUUUGCCCUGAUUGGGAAUAGUCUAAUAACUAAAAAUAGCUUUUUAUUAUACAAUGACAUGCAUUUUGUUGUGCACUGCUUCCAAGGAACA